Molecule: messenger RNA, 429 nt
Organism: Cyclocybe aegerita
Lineage: Eukaryota; Fungi; Basidiomycota; Agaricomycetes; Agaricales; Hemipholiotaceae
Source: the annotation of a GenBank genome assembly
AUGCAACUCUGCGAUAUGAUCCACCUUCAGAUAUAUCGAACCUCUAGAGUGCCCCCCCCCCCCCCCCCAUCGUUGGAGCCGGCCGCUGUCGCACUCAAGAAGACACGAUUCUCUAAGCUUUCAAUGGAGAACAAAUUUAGGAGCGCGUCUGUAACGAGUCUUGUUCAGGAUACCCAGGUCUUUCUGACGCUUCACGACCUCUUCAUGGCGCUCCGAACAGCCCUAUCGCAUUCGUGUGUUGAUCCAAUCUCUCAUCUUUCUCUUCAGCCCCUGAAUUCUCCCGCAGUCCUCCCUUUGACUGGAAUUGUUGAACACGACGAGGAUACCCGUGGAGGACCCUUCGCCAUGGAUAAAAGGUCCUUAUCUGAUCACUCCGCUGUUGCAGAUGCAAGGAGUGGACGCCCGCCAACAAUAGAAGCACUAGCCUGA